Exophiala xenobiotica is the source of this 864-nucleotide messenger RNA. RefSeq lists its product as uncharacterized. Lineage: Eukaryota; Fungi; Ascomycota; Eurotiomycetes; Chaetothyriales; Herpotrichiellaceae. The transcript has 2 exons. Bases 1 to 864 code for a protein of 287 amino acids. The record is from RefSeq and is a predicted model, not a curated record. Gene Ontology annotation, cellular component: membrane.
AUGUCCAAUCGAGACUGCGGGAAUAUCACAUAUGGAUAUGUUGAUCCCAGUUUCCCUAGACCAAUGUCGGAUGAUUCCGCGUGCAUCAUCAUAUAUGGAUAUGUCCCUUCUUUGGCCCUGGGAGUUCUCGGCGUCAUCCUUUUCAUUCUCGCUCUGGUACUUCACCUCUUCUACCUCAUUCGAUUUCGGACAUGGUACUUCAGCACCAUGGUCGUAGGCCUGGUCAUGGAAGUCGUCGGCUAUAUCUUCCGCCUGCUGGCAUCGAAGCGAAAUCCCUACUCCGUCUCAUAUUUCGUGACACAGUACUUCUGUAUUGUGGUCGCUCCGGUUUUCUUCUCCGCAGCGAUAUAUACCAUCAUCUCGGUCUUGAUCAAUAAUGUCGGGCAAAAGUAUGCACCGCUGUCGCCGACGGUGAUCUUGUGGAGCUUCAUCGCUUGCGAUGUGAUUGCCACUGCGAUUCAAGUGGCAGGGGCCGCGCUCGUCGGGGCGGCCUAUUCGGACCAGAAGAAUCCAGACACACCAAACAAUAUCCUCCUAGGGGGACUGGCGUUUCAGGUCUUUUCUUUCACCAUGUUCAUUCUGGUGUUGACCGUGUUCAUGUACAAGGCAAGACAGAUCAUGGGAACGAAACUGAAGGCCAUGACGGCAGCGGUCUUGGUUGCGGCACUUGCGGUGUACCUUCGAACAUGCUUCAGACUUGCAGAGACUGCCGAAGGUCUUUUGGAGUACCUUUCGACUCGCGAGGUGUUCUUUGGGUGCUUAGAGUAUUUGCCAAUUGUGAUCGCAGUGUACCUGUUGAUAUACUGGCACCCAGGCAGAUGGAUCCACAAGAGAGAAGCCUCCAUCAGCGUGGCUAGUGAGUGA